Molecule: messenger RNA, 671 nt
Organism: Podarcis raffonei (Aeolian wall lizard)
Lineage: Eukaryota; Metazoa; Chordata; Lepidosauria; Squamata; Lacertidae
Gene: TCF24
Product: transcription factor 24
Exons: 3
Coding region: 186-671 (161 amino acids)
Biological process (GO): regulation of transcription by RNA polymerase II; developmental process
Molecular function (GO): protein dimerization activity; RNA polymerase II transcription regulatory region sequence-specific DNA binding; DNA-binding transcription factor activity, RNA polymerase II-specific
Source: RefSeq, a predicted model, not a curated record
UCGCCAGGAAGGACAGGGGGCGAUGCGAGAGGAGGAGCAGCAGCAGCAGGAGGCGGAGGAGCCCCUCGGAAGUCUAUAAGAGAGACGCGCUUCUCCACUCCCAGCCUGGACUACAUCGCUACUGGCCGGCUAGGCGCCUCUCUGCCCCGGGUGCUCACCCCAGAAGACUAAGUUCAUCUCCACCAAUGGACUAUAGAAAUGUAUCGGAGAACUGCAAGGAGCUCACUGUGCCCUGCUCUAACUCCAGCUCUCUGCCAGCCAGUGUGUCUGGCACAGAUUCUUCAGCUGGUCAACGAACUGCAAUAGCCUUGGGGAGGCCAGCAGCUGCAAACGCCGCCCGAGAGCGCAGCCGAGUGCAGACUCUGCGCCAUGCUUUUCUGGAGCUGCAGAGAACCCUGCCCUCUGUGCCACCCGACACCAAGCUCUCCAAGUUGGACGUGCUGCUCCUGGCCACUACCUACAUUGCUCACCUUACCCGCAGCUUGCAGGAUGAAGAAGAGUUGCCCGGAGAGGGCUUGGGCACGCUGAGAGGGGAUGGCUAUCUGCAUCCAGUUAAGAAAUGGCCAAUGCGAUCAAGGCUAUACAUUGGAGCUACAGGGCAGUUUUUGAGUCACUCAGCGCAAACAGAAAACACAAAUCAAGGAGAAACUUCAAAAAAUUCACAAAUGUAA